CUCCGCCAGUAAACUAGUGAAGUGAAUAGAAGAGAAGUGAGGAGAACGGAUUAGUUGAAUAGUCUGCUUCAUUGUCUUAGCUUUCUGCUGUGUUGUGAUUGUAGAUUUCGAAAUGUGAUUGUGUUAAAAAUCUUGCAAUUAUUUGUUUAUAUGCAAGUUCUGCAGUGUAUAAGUCCACAUUUGUUUGUAUAUGUAGCGUAGAUAAACUGAAUCUUAAUGUCAAUCGGCACCGAAGAAAACGUGAUUAUUGUUGUUUGGAUUUAACUUCAGGGUUGAAUUCUACCAAUUCCCACACAACUUGAAUCAGAUAGAGUGAAGGGGGUUGAGACCCCCCUCGACAGUGUAACAUCAUUUGUUCAUUUCCCACACCAUGGAGGGAGAAGACGCUAGCGGUAAACGACAAGCAACGAGGGUAUUCAAGAAAAGCUCACCUAAUGGAAAGAUAACCGUUUAUUUAGGGAAAAGAGACUUCGUAGACCACAUAAGCAAUGUGGAUCCAAUUGAUGGAGUGGUCCUGAUAGACCCAGACUAUGUGAAGGAGAGGAAGGUGUUCGGCCAUGUGUUGGCUGCGUUCCGCUACGGCCGCGAGGACUUGGAUGUUCUUGGACUGACGUUCAGAAAGGACUUGUACUUGGCCGCCGAGCAGAUCUUUCCUCAGGACACCACCACCUCUAAGAGGCCACUCACUAGACUACAGGAACGACUGAUGAAGAAGCUAGGGCCUAACGCUUACCCGUUCUACUUUGAGCUGCCUCCUCACUGUCCGGCCUCCGUGACGCUACAACCGGCCCCCGGAGACACGGGUAAACCUUGCGGAGUGGACUACGAACUGAAGGCAUUUGUCGGCGAAACCCAGGACGACAAGCCACAUAAAAGGAAUUCAGUGAGAUUAGCAAUAAGAAAAAUAAUGUACGCUCCGAGCAAACAAGGGGAACAACCUUCUGUGGAGGUUAGCAAGGAGUUCAUGAUGAGUCCAAACAAACUACAUCUUGAGGCUUCAUUAGACAAAGAAUUGUACCAUCAUGGCGAGAGUAUUGCAGUGAACGUUCAUAUAGCAAACAAUUCCAAUAGAACGGUGAAGAAGAUCAAAGUUUCAGUUCGCCAGUUUGCAGACAUCUGCUUGUUCUCGACAGCUCAGUACAAGUGUACAGUAGCAGAAGCGGAGAGCGAAGCAGGGUGUCCGGUAGGACCGGGUUUCACUUUGUCUAAGGUUUACACAGUGACGCCAACAUUGCAGAGCAACAAAGACAAGCGAGGGUUGGCACUGGACGGCCAGCUCAAACACGAGGAUACCAACCUCGCGUCGUCGACAAUAGAGGGUUGCCCUAUUGGUCCGGGAUUCACUUUAUCUAAGGUAUUCACACUAACUCCUCUACUGGCCAAUAACAAAGACAAGUGGGGCUUGGCGUUGGACGGUCAACUCAAACACGAGGACACCAACUUGGCGUCGAGCACGUUAGUGGCAGAUCCAUCUCAGAAGGAAAACCUAGGCAUUAUUGUUCAGUAUAAAGUGAAAGUAAAACUUUGCCUUGGCCCGCUGGGAGGGGACCUUGUGGCUGAGUUGCCGUUUAUCUUGAUGCAUCCCAAGCCAGAAGACGAGCCUUCGCUGCCUCCCACGGGGAGAGGUUCUCCCUCCAAGGCUUCCGGGGACAAUGUUCCAGUUGACACCAACCUUAUUCAGCUGGACACAGAUGCGAGCGCUGGAGACGGUGAUGAUGAUAUUAUCUUCGAGGACUUUGCACGGCUCCGUCUCAAGGCUGGGGAAAGUGACGCCUGAGGGAGUGCGGUGGGACUACGUGUCCUACGCACUCACAUCUACGUCACCUGCGAAUAGCCAGAGUAUUAGUAAAGAAAUAUUUAAUGUACAAUUUAUAGCUUGUAUUCUAAUUUAUACUCGAUUGAACGUUUUAAGAGAGAGCAUAAUUUAUAUAUAUAUAUAUUUCAGGGUAAGAUGUAUACUACGAGUCGUGUACCAACUAUUCCACUGAGGUUUUUUUGAUUAUCGUAACUACUUCGUGUUGUGUUUUUCGAGAGACGGUGCUUGUGAUAUAUUUUGUACUACGGUCUUGAUUGUAUUUUUUUUCUUCCAUCUGUUUUAUAGAUCCGCUGAGCGGUUUUUUAUGCAUUUUAUAAAUAGUUCCUCAUUUUGAGGCUGGGUUUGAAACCCACCAAGCAGAAAUCUUGUUGGCACAAAUGAGAAAGAGGUGCAAAAUGUAUAUUUUAUUUGUAUCAGGUGCAGGUCAACUUCCGAAUUUUUUAUACUCAAAAUAUGGAUGACUACUUAACUGAUGAAAAGUGCGGUUUUGUGUAGCUUUGACCCUUGUGUCAUUCCUGUCCUUGUUUUAUGGAUUUAUUCCUCUACUAAAGGUAUGUUUCCCUUGCUAAUUGAGUCAAGGACAUGAGCUGAGUGUAAAUCAGUUAAAGGCCUGUCCAAGACACAUAUCCCAAAUGUUCCAGGGAUCUUGUAUAAAAGGAAACAUACCUAAGUUAUCAUUUUUGAUAUUCUUAAAUAUGCAUUUGUAUAUCUCAAAAAAGCCUGAAACGUCCAGUUAGUCUAAUCCUAUCCCUAUGAAAAUAUUCAUUUUGAUCUGUAUUCAUUUUACAAUUUAUAUACUCAAGUCGACAAAGAUGAAUGAAUGUAUAACAUAAAAAAUAGAAUCGUCUUUUAAUUUUUGCUUGAAAUUUGUUAAGUUUUAUUUUGUUGUAAAAAAUGGCUAUUGUAUCUGUAUAAGAAUAUUCGUCUAUAUGAAUUGAAUUACUGAAUGUAAAUAUAAGUGUAAAGCUGAAUAUAAAAUUAAUCUAAUGAAAAUAAUAAUUUUUGUAAGACUUUGUACACAGUGUUUGUAAAUUUAUUCUGUCAUGUUAUCAGAUUAGUAUUUCUCUGUGCUUUGAAUCAACCAUAGUUUUUCACUGCUUCUCUGUUUGUACCAUCCAUGAACUGAAAUGUAAGCUCCCAAAUGAUAUGGUCUUCGUGUCUCACAACUUUAACCUUGAUGAAAUAAAAUUAGCUAAGUAUCGAACAUUCACUUUAAAACAGUUCAUGAAUGUUUAUUGGAUUGUGCCAAGUAAUAAAAUUCCUUUUUGGCUGCAACACUGAGCUAGAAAAGAACACUUUUGACUGACUAAACAUGAUAGAUGUUAUGGUACGAACAGUGUGAAGUAACUUAAAUAUUUUAUGUUUGCUAUCUCAAAAAUGUACAAGAGUUCAAAUUAUACCCCAUCCUUUAGGUCUACUGUCAACUCAAAAAUAUAUUAAAGUUAUAACCUUGAAAUUGAAUUUGGUCGAAUUUUAUUGCCAGUAGACUAAAACGCAAAAUUGUGGAUGACAAUUUUGUUUGUCAUAAUCCACUAUCUCAGGGCCAUUUUAUGCUAAUGUUUUCUUGUGUAAAAACAUUUUGGUCAUCAGAGUCAAUAUUGAAAUCCAUGCAUGUAUAUUCGUGCUCUAUUUAUGCACAAUAAAAAAAACCUUUCAUUGCAUUUGAAAUUUAGGAAAUUUAGUAAAAUUACAAUGUUAUGUAUGCCCUACUCAUUUUGAGAUAGCAAUUCAAUACGUUAUACUUUCUAUCUACAUUUACUGUUUUUAUUUAAUGUUUGUAUAACUAACGUCAGUGUGCUCAAUACCGUAUUGCACUUUUCUAGUUGUUAUGCCAAAGCGUUCUGUUCAUUCUACAACUAAUCAUUCCAGUGUCAGUUUUCCAUUCACGUUUUUGUGAAAUUUUGUUUAAAAGUAACUUUUUUUCAGCAUUUCAAAAGGUAUUAUUUAGUAAAUGUUUUGUCGGACCGCUACUUUGCUAUAUGGUUUAGUGUGUCAAAAGCUUAAUUUAUGUAUCGUGAUGUAAUUUACAAGAUUUAUUAUCGUUUCACUUAUUUAAAUAUUAAGGCACAAAUAUUGUACCCAUUCUCAGGUUAUAUCUGUUUCAAAGGACAAAGGAAGCCUGACAUCUAAAGAAUUGACAGUACAAAUUAGAAUAGAACAGAAGAAACAGAAAUGCGAAGAACUGCGUACACCACUAUAAAUGUUAUUGUGUAUUGUCUUUAUUGUUGUUGGCAACGAUGUCCAAUAAAUCAGAUGUGACCAUCCUC
This is a messenger RNA of Macrosteles quadrilineatus (aster leafhopper), 4083 nucleotides long. It is a transcript of the gene krz, whose product is annotated as beta-arrestin-1. Gene Ontology annotation, molecular function: G protein-coupled receptor binding. Lineage: Eukaryota; Metazoa; Arthropoda; Insecta; Hemiptera; Cicadellidae. Gene Ontology annotation, cellular component: cytoplasm. The transcript has 14 exons. The coding region runs from base 371 to 1777 and encodes 468 amino acids. The record is from RefSeq and is a predicted model, not a curated record. Gene Ontology annotation, biological process: signal transduction; G protein-coupled receptor internalization.